AUGGGUGCCCCAACAGCGCAACAGCCUCAAAAAGAACAAAAACACAUCCACAUCCUCAUCAUAGGAGCAGGACUCACCGGACUCAUCCUCGCCCAAGCCCUUCGCAAACUCCAACAUCUCGCAUCCCUCAACAGCAACAACACCAACACCACCACCCCUCCUCCCCCCCUUAUAACCUACGAAAUCUUCGAACGCGACCCCCGCGCCUUCUUCCGCGGCGGAGGAUGGAGUCUCACCAUCCACUGGGCACUAACAGAUUUACAAAAUUUGCUUCCGGAUGAAAUCAUGCAAAAUUUCGAGUCGUGUUUGGUUAAUCGAGAUGCUGCUGCAGCUGGACAAGCGGGGAAUUUUCAGUUUUUGAAUUUAUGUACGGGCGAGAGAGUGGAGGCGUGGCCGAUUCCGAGGGGGGCGGCUUCGAGGGUUUCGAGGGAGAGGAUUUUGGAGUUGUUGAUGAGGGGGGUUGAUGUUAGGUGGUCCAAACACCUCACCUCCCUCGACUUCUCGCAUCCAUCUUCCGUAACCGCCACCUUCGCAGACGGCAGCCAAGCCCAAGGAAAUCUCGUAAUCGGCUGCGACGGUGCAAGAUCUGCCGUUCGAAGAACUCUCUGCGCAACAACCUGGCAAAACAAUCGACUUCCCGUUCGUCUCCUAGGCCUUCGUGUAAAAUUCCCACUCGCAAAAGUCGCAAAAUGUCUUGCAAUUGAUCCACAUUUUUUUCAAGGUGGCGAUCCGUUAUCGAAUGUCUAUUUCUGGUUUUCGUUUAUUCAUUUGCCGCGCGCUGUGGACGUGGAAGGAAAAGGAGAAGAAGAAGAAUAUGCGACGUGCCAGAUGAUGGUUAGUUGGCCUUAUUCUGGCGAAGCUGCGGAUGAAAUGCCUGAGACACAAACGGCUCGACGUGAGCGGAUUCGUCAGUUGGCUACGAAUUGGAACGAGACUUUUCGAGAUUUGGUCUAUAGUAUUCCCGAAACGACGGAGCUUCGCGAGAUUGUGCUGGAGGAUUGGCCUCCUGUGCAAGGUCGCUGGGAUAACCAUAAUGGCAGAGUCACGUUGGUGGGAGAUGCGGCGCACUGUAUGACUAUGUUCCGAGGCGAAGCUGCCAAUCAUGGAGUGAUUGAUGUCUCACAUUUGAUCAAAACUUGUUUCCCCACCACCGCCAAUACAGAGACGAUGCAGCCAACGCGUAGUUGCGACCUCGCACAAGCCGUCAAGUCGUACGAAGAAGAGAUGAUCACUCGUACCUUUCCCGCAGUAUUGAAAUCUCGGCAAGCCUGCCUCGAUGCGAAUAAUUUUGCGUCGGUCAAUAAAGAGAGCCCCUUGAUUGCAAAGCGCGCGAUGAAAGAAUGA
Messenger RNA from Sphaerulina musiva SO2202, 1344 nucleotides. RefSeq names its product FAD-dependent monooxygenase. The transcript is spliced from 3 exons. NCBI's taxonomy places the organism in Eukaryota, Fungi, Ascomycota, Dothideomycetes, Mycosphaerellales, Mycosphaerellaceae. Bases 1 to 1344 code for a protein of 447 amino acids. The record is from RefSeq and is a predicted model, not a curated record. Gene Ontology annotation, molecular function: FAD binding.